AUGAUAUUAAAGAAUAUUAAAGAAACAAAAAUUGGAAAGAAGAUUGACAUAUUAUUAAAACUUCGUAAUAGUUCAAGAGAAAUACUAGCUGGUGAGGUCACUAGAACAGGAGAUAUUUACAAUAGAAAAUAUUUAGGAGAUAGAAUAAAACUAUUAAAACUUAUGAAAGAUAUGUUCGAUUUAAUGAUUGAAUCAAUUCUACCAAUCACAAUUGAAAAUUAUAAGAGUCUUUGUAUAUUUGGAAUACAACUUUUCAAAAAUAAAGGCACUAUCUACAUUAUGGAUUGCUCUAGAGGAGUUAUUGCACGAUUAACUAAGAAAGCACAAUUGAAAGCUCUUAUAUAUAUUGAAGGCAUUUGCGAAUUAAUUUUGUCUAUAAAUGCAAUUCGAGAGAUCUUUCAUAUAAUUGAGAAAAUAGAAAGUGACAAAUUAGAGGCCCAAGUCUUUCAAAGAAAUAAUACAGAUUCUCGAUUACCACUUGUAGGAACUAUGUCAACUCCUUGGACCUUACUUAAUAACUAUAUGUAUUUUAUAAUACCAAACAUGUUGCAAAAUAAUCCAGUUUUAUUGAGACUUCUGUGA
Messenger RNA from Funneliformis mosseae, 582 nucleotides. NCBI's taxonomy places the organism in Eukaryota, Fungi, Glomeromycota, Glomeromycetes, Glomerales, Glomeraceae. The record is from the annotation of a GenBank genome assembly.